GUCCCAGUCCACGUCCUGGCAACGGGCAUGGGAUGCUUCGAACACUUGCGAGUUUCCUGAAAUCAGCCACGGCCAUGUCGUCCCCACCGCCAACGUCAACCGUCGCCAAACGAGUCCCGAUCCCGAAGCAUGGCGUUGAUUAUCGUGGCAAGGUCGUGCUGGCGCCCAUGGUGCGCUCCGGCGAGCUGCCAUCGCGUCUGCUCGCCUUGAAAUACGGCGCGGACCUCGUCUGGGGCCCUGAGACAAUCGACAGAUCCAUCAUCGGCAGCACGCGCAAAUUCAACCCCACAACCUCCACAAUCGACUACACCCGCACCUCGCAAUCCCAACUCGCCCUCCCGCCCGAAAUGCGCACCGAAAGCACCCUCUACAGCAUCCACCCCGCCCUCGAAUCCAAACACCUCAUCUUCCAACUCGGCACCGCAAGCCCCACCCUCGCCGUCCAAGCCGCCCAGCUCAUCGCCGCAGACGUAGCCGGCAUCGACGUCAACGCAGGCUGUCCCAAACCCUUCAGCACAGCAGGCGGCAUGGGCGCCGCCCUGCUCAAAACCCCAGACCUCCUCUGCGCCAUCCUCGAGGCCCUCGUCGCUAACAUCUCCCCCGUCUUCCACAUCGGCAUCAGCGUCAAGAUCCGCCUUCUCCACGACCCCGCUGACACCGAGGCCCUCGUCCGCAGACUCGUGCGCACUGGCAUCACUGCUCUGACCGUCCACUGCCGCACCACCCCCAUGCGGCCCCGCGAACGCGCCAUCCGCGACCAACUCCGCAUGAUCGUCGCCAUCUGCCACGACGCCGGCGUCGCAUGCGUCGUGAACGGCGAUGUAGCAGACCGUGCGCACGCCCUCGCCCUCAUGGCCGAGUACGGUGCCGACGGCGCCAUGAUCGCCACCGCCGCAGAGAAAAACCCAAGCGUGUUCCGGCCCGUGGCGGAUGGUGGUGUGUUGCCCUGGCGCGUGGUGGCGGCAGAGUAUAUCCGCACUGCGAUGCGCGUGGGCAAUAAAUGGGGUAAUACAAAGUAUCUCCUGCAGCAGAUUGUGCCGGGCAAGGAGCGGGCGUAUAAGGACUUGAUGCCGUGUCGCUGUUAUGCGGCUGCGGUGGAGGUGUUGCGGGGGCAUGCUGGGGAUGGUGAUGUGGGAGGCAAUGGUGAUGUGGUAGGGGAGGCGGAUGUGCAGCUUGCGGCGCAAACAGACGCCCUGCUCGGUAUUCCGUACGGGCGCGCGAGUGAGUCGAAAACGGAGAAGAAGGCGCGGAUCAAGGAUACGAGGGCCGAGUAUAAGCGGGUUGCGGCGGCGUAUGCGUUGAGUAAGGGGGAGGGGGAGGGGGAGGGGGAGGGUGGGGAGGAGGUAGAUGUGCAAGAGGACGGUGGGGAAGAGCAGGUUGCGCGGUAUGGGGACGACACACAACAACAGCACCACGCGAAACGCCCAUCUGUCAGCAAGGAAGCAGAAGCAGAAGCAGAAGCAGAAGACAAAAAAGCAGGCGGUGAAGCAAAAGUCAACAUCUCGCCCGAACAAGACAGUACCAGCACCAAUAGCACCAACAGCACCAGCGAGCACAUAGACAAAAAGAUCAAACUACCCCCUUUGCCCGCCUCUUCCGACGCCGCUACAGCUGCUGGGAUGCAGAGUAUAGCUGUAUGAAGUGUGAUGCACACGUCGUGAACGUGGUAAUUAGACUGGAGGGGGUCUUUGAAAGGGGGGGGAAAGGUUAGAGAUAGAGGGAGAUAUAAAGGCGCUUUGAUCCUGGUCAAAAUCAAACAAUUUCAACUUGAAAUUCAGAGACUGGUUCGAGUUCGAUCUGGUUUGUUUGGCUGAUAGACAGACAAUAAAACAGUUUUUGUGGACGUGAGCGUCAUAGUGAACGUGAAUAGAUUGGGAACUGGGAAUUGGGAACUGGAAAUUGGGGAAUUGGGGAAUUGGGAAUUGGGAAUUGGGAUCAGAGUGUCGAGACUAGGGCGUCAAGAUCAGAGACUCAAGGCUGGAGAGUCAAGGCUGGAGAGUCAAGACUGGGCAUUUGGAUUAUGAAAUGGAAGAUCCAAGAUCAAUUUGGGGCGGUGGAUAUUUCUGUCUGCAUAUGCAUGAAUCGAAGAAUGAAUCGAAGAAUGAAUCGAAGAAUGAAUCGAAGAAUGAAUCGAAG
This is a messenger RNA of Pseudovirgaria hyperparasitica, 2136 nucleotides long. Its product is annotated as FMN-linked oxidoreductase. Gene Ontology annotation, molecular function: flavin adenine dinucleotide binding; tRNA dihydrouridine synthase activity. Gene Ontology annotation, biological process: tRNA dihydrouridine synthesis. Gene Ontology annotation, cellular component: cytoplasm. The transcript is spliced from 2 exons. The coding region runs from base 33 to 1640 and encodes 535 amino acids. The record is from RefSeq and is a predicted model, not a curated record. NCBI's taxonomy places the organism in Eukaryota, Fungi, Ascomycota, Dothideomycetes, Acrospermales, Acrospermaceae.